UCUUUGCAAAUGAACACUGAUGUAAAGCUGCUAAAGGCAGCAUGAAACCAGAGCAAUCUCAAGGAAUACCAUCUGACCACCCAGAUGGCCAGCAAUAAAUCUCAACCGCGACAGCACAUUAAUGUCAAAGGCGAGACAAAAAUCAUGCCGCUCGCCAGAAUUAACAUUCAUUAUCUCCGAUAAUUCCUUUUAAUUAGUUUCGUUGUUCUACCUCUCGAUCAUUAUUUUCCGAAAAUUCCUUUCUCGAAAUCAACGAAUACCACGAUCACUAAUUUAUACUUCCACUGUUGUCAUUUUUCUUUGUAACAUCGUUAAACAGUGAUUAUGCAUUAUCGCCGAUCAGUCGCUUUUGCGGCUGCGUGAACCAUGCCUUCGGGUAAUUCUGCAUUACAUAGAAACAAAUGCUGUGUUUCGUAAAAAUGUUCCUCAACCACAAACAAGCUUGAGGUAAAAUGCUAGUGCAGUAUCUCGAAAGAAAAUGGUAUCUGACAAGUCGUUCUGACGGAAUAAUCCCAGUUUUUAACCCACAAUAACGUCCACAAUGUUCAAACGGAGCGUGAUGCGAUCUCCUGUGAAAGCCUGUGAUCUUUUUUAUCCUUUCUGCAUUUUUGGGCUGUUUAUCAGCGUCUCUGCUCAUAUACGGUUGAUGUAUCCUUUUCCGAGGAAGUACGCCAUCGACUCUCUAAAUAACAGAAUAAACCCAUACGGAGACUGCGGAAUGCCACGAGGAAGCGUGAACACGGAGAUCUUGAUGGGAAGUUCAUUUACAGUUACAUGGGCCGUUGGUCAACCACACGAUGGCGGACACCGGGUGGAGUUGCUGGAUAAAGAAUACAAUUUACUGGCCACACUCGUGCCAUCGAACGGAACAGCCGACGAAUUCUAUGGCAACAACACGGUUGCCAACAUGGCCCGCGUAACCCUGCCCGCCGACAUCUCCUGUCCACACUGCAUUUUGCGGGUGAUCAAACAGGGCGAGAUGACCCCUGACCAUGGCUCACCGUUCAGUUAUGUCUACCGGAGCUGCGCCGAUAUCGAAAUUGCCGAUAAAGUGUCAACAAGAAAGGCAAAGUGCUCGCACCGUGGUGUAUGGAACGGUACCGCGUGCCGAUGUAAUAAGCCAUUUCUGGGCAAUUUUUGUGAGUUUGAAGAAGAAUGCUUUGACGACAGUGACUGCGCCAACGCCGGCAUCUGCAUCGAUACACAUGCUCAGUUCUUUCUCAGACGACAGUGUUACUGUCCCCGAGGGUGGCUAGGACCCCGCUGUGCCACUAUGUCGGCGCACAAUAUUGUGACCUUUAACUCUUCUCUGUACCGAAAACUCGCAGCGCCCUAUGCGGUGUUUACGCUGUACUGGAGAGUGAUUAAGGUCACGCAUGAAGUGGAAUUUGUUGUUCAUGCCAAGACGAAAAAUUGGCUGGCUGUCGGCUGGCGACCGGAUGAUAUUGACGUAUCUUGCAGGAAAUUUCCACCUAUGGAUAAAGAAAACGUCAUUUCCCUAAAUGAUACAAAUGGCAGAUUAACGGUGAAAACUGUGGAUUAUCUUGGAACAGAAUUCGCUAAAGUGCCAUUACAUCCAAUGUCAUGCACUGAUGUGGUAUAUGCUAAUGCGUACGGAAACCUGUGCCGUCUUCGUGACAUGUACAUUCGGGAUUUUCACACUCCGGUGCUGGAUGAGACAUUUGGUGGUCAGCAAAGUUUAACGGCUGGUCAGUGCUCCGAAGACGACGGUACUGGCUAUAUACAGGCCAUGUUUCGCCGAAAAUUGAUCGCCAGUGAUCCGGCUGAUCAUUCGUUAAACACCGGGAAAAUGCAUGUGAUUUGGGCUGUCGGAGUAGAUCCGUACAUUCCUCCGCCGAAAAAUCGCACUACCAUCGACGAUAUUUACAGCGAAGCGAAAAUUAAGACAUUUUACCGGAAAGGAGAGUUGAACAGUCAUGCACAUUCACCGCGUACUAGAGGAAUUUUUAAAAUCGAUUUUCUACUCGACUUAUAAUACAGUCAACUAUAUCUGGUGCGUAAUAAUAUCGCUGAUUCGUAGUUCAUAUUGAACGGAAUUUAAUGACUAUGCUGUCUAUGCAGUGUUGCAGCGUCUGCAAAUGUUGUUAUCCUGGCGCCCGUUCAACAAUAUAAAAAAAAUUGAAUAGCUACGAUUUUCAGA
Molecule: messenger RNA, 2161 nt
Organism: Paramacrobiotus metropolitanus
Lineage: Eukaryota; Metazoa; Tardigrada; Eutardigrada; Parachela; Macrobiotidae
Exons: 10
Coding region: 542-1996 (484 amino acids)
Source: RefSeq, a predicted model, not a curated record